UACAUGCUACCGGCAGCUGUCAAAUAUUUCCCUCCGAGAUUCUACGCUGCGCACUUAAGAAGAGGAACCCUUGUAUCUAUAACAGAAUAAACCAGGCUGUUUGAGAAAAAUGAACGAAGAACUUACUACUCGAGAAUUCAAAGAUUUGUCAACAUCUGAAAUUACGGAGAAAAUAUUAAAGGAAUGUGGCGGAUAUGGGUUAUUUCAAAAGAUACUCACUAUUUUUGUUUUAAUAUUUGUAAUAGUCGAUGCUCUUGGAGCUUUAGCUAUGGUAUUUAUAAGGGAGACGGUUCCAUUUGCUUGCUAUCCUGCAAAUUUCAAUGAAUCCAUGAUUCCAUCAAAUAUUUCUUUGGAUGAAUUCUUAAAUGAUGUAACUGUCAAAAAGGGGAAAUGUUCCGUGUAUAACCUGGAUACGGAAGACGGAUUCUAUGUCCUACCCACAAGUAAUUCUACGAAGGAACCGUGUAAUUACGGUCGAAAGUUCUACACUGAGGACUUGUCCUCUAUUGUAUCUGAGUUUGAGUUGGUUUGUGACAAAGAAUGGCUGAAAAAUAUUGCAGUGUCUGCAAUUUUUGCGGGUAUCCUUGUUGGAAAUUUAGUCUUUGGUAUAUUUUCAGACAGAUUCGGCCGAUAUAAAACCUUCUGCAUUGGAGAAAUAGUUUACAUGGUUUGCAGUUUAACCAAAAUAAAUGCACCAAAUUAUAUUGUGUUCGUCGUUAUGUAUUUUCUGGAAGGAUUCGGAUCUGCAGGCACCUAUAUAAUCUUAUACACCAUUCUGAUAGAAUGUGUCUCUCAGAAUUACAGAAUGCGCUUGAAUUUUGCUUUUCAUGGAACCUUCGCUGUUGGAGAAAUAAUUCUAGGCGGUGUGGCGUAUUUACUUCGUAAAUGGCAGCAUCUAUUGUAUGCUGCAUGGUUUCCACACAUUCUGAUAUUCAUUAUUGCUUUGAAAUAUCUUCCUGAAUCUCCUAGAUGGCUUCUUAAUAAACAAAGAUUCGCAGAAGCUGAAAAAUCCUUCAACAAGAUCGCAAAGUUAAAUGGAAAAGACAACGAGGAUAUGGUAAAUCUGAUUCGGGAACUUCAAAGGAAAGCUGAAAGCAAGUCCAAAUUCGAUGAUGCAGUUGUGGAAAAUGAAAAUUUUGGAUAUAAGCAAAGAAUUUCUGAAAAGCCGAAAACUGUAAUUGAUUUAUUAAAAAGGCCGCGAAGUGCGAUGAUUUCUAUAAACAUUUGGUUUAACUGGUUUGUUAACAGUAUGCUUUACUACGGAGUGACAUUAAAUUCUGUUGAAAUGUCCGGAAAUCGUUAUGUAAACUAUUUGAUGAUGGCAGUAAUAGAAAUUCCAGCCACCCUUCUUGGGUGUAUAACCUUUCAUUGGUUUGGUCAUCGUAAGCCGAUCGUUUUCUUCAUGGUAUUUGGAGGAAUUAACUGUAUUGUCUCAAACUUUGUGCCAAAAGCUAACUUUUGGUUUCCUCUGAUGUUAGCUGUUUUCGGGAAGCUGGGUGUGACAGCAUCAUUUUUCGGUAUUUAUUUAACCUCGGUAGAACUAUUUCCAACGGCUGUACGCAACAGUGGCAUGGGAACUGCUUCAUCGUUUGCUCGAGUUGGUGGAAUUCUUGCACCAAUAAUUCUUGGACUUUCCAUAUAUGGCUCUUGGAUACCUCUUAGUUUCUAUGGAGUCUUCGGAAUUGUUGCUGGAUUGCUGAUCCUUUUACUUCCCGAAAUGAAGGAUGCUUGCUUACUUCAAACAGUGGAAGAUAUGCAUAAUUUGUAGAUUUAUCAUUGAAAACUUCUUUCGAGUAAUUAAAUGGAAAGAAGAAUGAAAUAUACAAACGUCUAAUAUCAAAUUUCUAACACUAUACUGCAUUGAUUUAAGUAUUUAUUAUUUGUUACACUUACAUCAUAUUAUAACAUCUGUAAAAAUCCCAGGUGUACAGCGGUGGGUUAUAAUCGGCUGAACUGACUCCAUCAUAUUACAACUUUAUCAUUUAUCGAUACUUCACUCAAGCUGGGUUACGUAUUAUCUGGCAAUGUUACAGACACCUGUCGAAUAGAAUGGACACUAGAACGAUGGAAGUCUCACGAUGGCAAUGUAUUCUCCUGAAAGCCUUCAAGAGUGUAAAACCACGUUUAAGUUACAGAGUUAAUGUCUUCGAUAAAUUUAAUUCUUCGUCAGUAAUAGUAGCGGACACUGAGAAAAGUUUCAAGAUGGCGGAGAAAGUGUUUACCACUAUUUUGCAUGGUUUUGAGGUGAUGCAUGUUGCUGUAGGUGUUUACUUCCUGUUCAUCCUAGAUGAAGCAAAAGAGCCUAUAGAAUAAAUAUCGCAUUUAUUUAAAAAAAAAAAACAAACAAACACCGGGGUCGAUUUAUUUGACUGAAACCCUUGAAAGCGGUACCCAAAGAUGGUCGCGGUCAAAUGAGCGAAACGAGUAAAUGAGGAAUAUCGCAUCUUGAGUUCCAUAAUUAGAACGAGACUUUUGAAUGAAAAGAGGAGGAAAAGAAAGAAACAAGAAUGAAAUGAUUUUAAGGUAUUUUCUUAAAAUAAAAAAAAAAA
Messenger RNA from Octopus sinensis (East Asian common octopus), 2549 nucleotides. RefSeq names its product organic cation transporter protein-like. The transcript is spliced from 9 exons. The record is from RefSeq and is a predicted model, not a curated record. Bases 110 to 1768 code for a protein of 552 amino acids. Gene Ontology annotation, molecular function: transmembrane transporter activity. Gene Ontology annotation, cellular component: membrane. Lineage: Eukaryota; Metazoa; Mollusca; Cephalopoda; Octopoda; Octopodidae. Gene Ontology annotation, biological process: transmembrane transport.